Molecule: messenger RNA, 587 nt
Organism: Pelobates cultripes (western spadefoot toad)
Lineage: Eukaryota; Metazoa; Chordata; Amphibia; Anura; Pelobatidae
Source: the annotation of a GenBank genome assembly
UUUGCAGGACAGUGGUAUCUGCUGUCUGUCGCAUCAGAAUGUAAUUAUCUGAAAGCAAACAACCAUCGCGUGGAGGCAACAACGAUCAAGGCUGCGCGAUCCACAAAACCAAGGGAGACGGAGAACCUGCUUGUUCAUACGCUGCGGAAAAUGUAAGGAGACUUUCAAUCUCUCAUGCCGUUUGAGAUAGGAGUAUUAAUGAAUCCAAUACAUAAUAUCUAUUUUUAUUCCCAGGGCUAAACCACUGAGAUUUUACUGCUAUAUAUUGAAUGUCAUGUUUAUUUUUAUAGGGACGGGAUCUGCUGGGAGAUUAAACAACAAUAUCGCAAGAACAAAAUCAACGGCAGGUUCAUAUUAAAAGGUUGGUCCACACCCCACUCCCCACAGCUUUCUGUAGCUUGUAUUGCCAGACGUUGAAGACUGAUGAAAUCCUUUCUGUUUGCCCAGUUCGUGGAUCUAUUCGGCAGCUGGACAUGGUGGUGGCAGAGACAGAUUACGAGAAUUACGCCAUUCUGUAUUACCAGCGGCAAAAGAAAAUUACCAUUAAGCUAUACGGUCAGUUUGUGUCCACUCCAACCCCUCCAUAG